Molecule: messenger RNA, 1260 nt
Organism: Strongylus vulgaris
Lineage: Eukaryota; Metazoa; Nematoda; Chromadorea; Rhabditida; Strongylidae
Source: the annotation of a GenBank genome assembly
CUGGCAGUCAAUGCCUUCAGUCACCUUCUCAAACUCCUUCCAAACAAUUUUUAUCAGGCACAAUGUUGUGGAAUUAUUUGCCAUUAUGCCCGUUUUGCAGAUGACUCCUGGGAGAAGCGAUGGGUGCAAUCAAAACAUAAGGAUGACUAUGGAGAGUUUAAAUUGUCUGCUGGUAAAUUCUAUGGUGAUGCCAAACGAGAUCAAGGAAUAAAGACCAGCCAGGAUGCAAAGUUUUAUUCCCGUGCGGCCAAGUUCCCGAAGCCGUUCUCCAAUAAGGGCAAAACAGUUGUCAUCCAGUUCACAGUAAAGCAUGAGCAAGGAAUUGAUUGCGGUGGUGGCUACGUGAAGGUAAUGAGCUCCGAUGUCGAUUUGGCUGACUUCCAUGGUGAGACUCCUUACAAUGUAAUGUUCGGUCCUGAUAUCUGUGGACCAACCAAGAAGGUUCACGCCAUUCUCAGCUACAAGGGGAAGAAUCAUCUUAUCAAGAAGGAUAUUCGAUGCAAGGAUGACGAACUCACACAUCUAUAUACGAUGAUACUAAAUCCAGACAAUACUUACGAAGUACAAAUAGACGGCGAGAAGGUCGAAAGUGGAGAACUCGAAGCAGAUUGGGAUCUUCUUCCAGCUAAAAAGAUUAAGGAUCCCGAUGCGAAAAAACCUGAGGACUGGGAUGAGAGAGAGUACAUCGAUGAUGCCGAUGACAAGAAGCCUGAAGACUGGGACAAGCCAGAGCACAUUCCUGACCCAGAUGCCAAGAAGCCAGAUGAUUGGGAUGAUGAAAUGGAUGGAGAGUGGGAGCCGCCCAUGAUUGACAACCCUGAGUACAAGGGAGAAUGGAAGCCUAAACAGAUCAAAAACCCUAACUUCAAGGGCAAGUGGAUCCACCCAGAAAUUGACAAUCCAGAGUACACCCCUGAUGAUGAGCUCUAUCUGUACAAAGACUGGGGAGCAAUUGGUUUCGAUCUUUGGCAAGUCAAGUCUGGCACAAUCUUCGACAAUAUUCUCGUCACCGAUUCUGUUGACGAAGCCAAGGCGCAUGCAGCUGAGACAUUCGACAAAUUGAAGACAGCUGAAAAGGAGCAGAAGGAGAAGGCUGAUGAGGAAGAAAGGAAGAAGUUGGAGGAAGAAGCUAAGAAGCGAGAAGAGGAGGAGAAGAAGAAGAAGGAGAAGGAAGACAAAGAUGAGAAGGACGAGAAGGAGAAGGAGACAAAAGAAGAUGAAGAGGAAGAUAAAGCUGAGGAAAAUCACGAUGAACUAUAA